Molecule: messenger RNA, 1169 nt
Organism: Nicrophorus vespilloides
Lineage: Eukaryota; Metazoa; Arthropoda; Insecta; Coleoptera; Silphidae
Product: serine protease snake
Exons: 6
Coding region: 147-1139 (330 amino acids)
Biological process (GO): proteolysis
Molecular function (GO): serine-type endopeptidase activity
Source: RefSeq, a predicted model, not a curated record
UGUAAAGCAUUCAUCCAUUUUCUUUUCAUAAAUGAGUUGGAAUACGCGAAGGUUAAGUUUAUAGUCUAUAUCUUACAAUAUUAUUAAAUGAAUAUACAUUUUGAUGAAAAGUGCUCAAUAAAAAACGGAAUAACGUAAACUUCAAGAUGUCUUAUUACCAUCAAGUAAUCGUGUUUAUGUUGACAAUUGCAUCGAGCGUCUAUAUAGAAACAAAAGACAUUAAAUGCGAGGAUCCAAAUAAGCUCUGCGAAAACAUUUGGUAUUGCAAGGACGAUUCGUAUCCUGAUAAAUACAAAGCAUGUGGACACGACGGAAUGGUGGACAGGGUGUGCUGCGAUCCAAAAUACAAACAAACCAAAAGCAGAAAAUAUUGCGAUACGCUAUACAAGAGGCGUGUAAUAGAUGUGUACGGAAACACGGUUUACGAUUCCACAAUACCAUUUCCUAGAAACUACCAAGCUAUUGCAGCUUUGGGUCAACGCAACGAUUCCUCGACGAAGUGGGUGUGCACAGGGAGUUUAAUUAGUAACAAAUUCGUGGUAACUGCAGCAAAAUGCGUAAAUCAAAGCAUAAAUAUCAUUCGAUUAGGUGAUACGUAUUUGGAGGAUGAUAAUGAUGGAAUUGAAACUCAGGAAUAUGGAGUGCUGAGACACAUUGUUCAUCCUAAAUAUAAAUAUCCUUUUGUAUACAACGACAUCGCGCUCAUCGAAUUGAAUGAUACUGUUAGAUUCACGAAUCACGUUAAACCUAUCUGCGUUUACGAUGAUGCGAUGCUAAGAGAACCAUUGUUGGGGGAAGUUGGAUACAAUGGAUCUAGCGUAGAGUAUAUACAGGUGAUUAGAGUUAAUAAACGUGCGUGCGAUCUCUACUUUGAGCAGGAUAAAUUUGCCAAUCUCGUACCGUUUGGAUUUGACCCAGAUACACAGAUUUGUGGUAGCUCCCACUUGGACCAUUCAAGAUGUCAGCCGUCCUUUGGAGCACCUUUGCAAAGUGUUGAUCUGAAUUACUACUACACAAGUUUUCUGAUAGGAAUAACAGUAAUUCGUAAGCCGUGCAGCAACACCAACGAACCCGGACUUUACACCAAAGUUUCCCACUACGCCCCAUGGAUCGAAUCGAUUAUAUUUCCUGAUGUUUAAGAACAUAUUAACGUUUUUUCAUUUUAUAAA